This is a messenger RNA of Nematolebias whitei (Rio pearlfish), 976 nucleotides long. Its product is annotated as endophilin-A1-like. Gene Ontology annotation, cellular component: presynapse; glutamatergic synapse; cytoplasm. The transcript has 11 exons. Gene Ontology annotation, molecular function: protein binding. The record is from RefSeq and is a predicted model, not a curated record. NCBI's taxonomy places the organism in Eukaryota, Metazoa, Chordata, Actinopteri, Cyprinodontiformes, Rivulidae. Gene Ontology annotation, biological process: synaptic vesicle uncoating. Bases 59 to 976 code for a protein of 305 amino acids.
AGUGAGCGAGAAGGUUGGAGGAGCAGAAGGAACAAAGCAUGAUGAGGACUUCACCGAGAUGGAAAAGAGGGUGGAUUCUACGGCUCGAGCGGUGCUGGACAUCAUGACAAAGACCACAGAGUACCUGCAGCCAAACCCAGCCACCAGAGCCAAGAUGACCAUGAUGAACUCCAUGUCUCGUAUGCGAGGCCAGGAGAAAGGGCCGGGCUACACGCAGACCGAGACCAUGCUGGGAGAGUCCAUGCAGAGGUUUGGACGGGAGCUCGGAGAGGAGUCCACCUUUGGUGUUGCUCUGAUUGACGUUGGCGAAGCCAUGCGUGAGCUAGGUGAGGUCAAGGACGCUCUGGACAUGGAGGUAAAGCAGAACUUCAUCGAUCCAAUGCAAAACCUCCAUGAAAAAGACAUCAAGGAGAUUCAGCAUCACCUGAAGAAACUGGAAGGCCGCCGCCUAGACUUUGACUAUAAGAAGAAACGUCAGGGCAAAGUGACGGAUGACGAGAUCAAACAAGCGCUGGAGAAAUUUGAUGACUCCAAGGAGAUUGCUGAGCAGAGCAUGUUCAACUUGUUGGAGAGUGACAUUGAACAGGUGAGCCAGCUGGCGGCGUUAGUCCACGCCCAGGUGCAGUAUCACACCCGGGCAGCUGAAAUCCUCACGCAGCUCUCCAGUAAAAUUGAUGAACGGAUAAGGGACACCUCUGUCAAACCCAGGAAGGAGUUUGUCCCAAAACCACGAACGUCUCUGGAGUUGUGCAUCAGUGAGAACCUCAACGGGGGCAUCCACGGAGCUCGUUCUCCAGGCGCCAGGUCUCCAGCAAGGUCUCCAGGGGACAGCAGCUUGCAGAGACAGUCCCAGAGACCAGAAAUGGUCCCUUCUGCCGGACAGUUAAUGGAGGCUAUGCGCGUGAAGAUGAAGGAGAGGAAAGUGCUGACAGAAGAGCUGGCCGCUCUCGCAGCACCAGUCAGCGAAAAUCCCUGA